AGGAAAAGAGGAGGAUGCAGUUUUUGGAAUGAAGGAGGAGGAGAUGACUGUCACAGUGAAAGAAGAGGAAGACGUUUUUGGAGUUAAGGAGGAAGGGGAGAUUACUGUCACAUUGGAGGAGGAAGAAGAAGAACAGAAGACUGGAGAUCUGAUUAACACCAGUAAAUACAGAGAGAGACCAGACUCUCACUCUGACACCAGUAAGAGUCCUUCAGGGGAACCAGACCCAGAGACUCCCAAACCAGUGAGACGCCACCACUGCUCCCAGUGUGGAAAGAGUUUUUCACGAACUCAUGAACUAAUAUUACAUGAAAGGACACACACAGGGGAAAAACCACACAAUUGCUCCCAGUGUGGAAAGAGUUUUGCCCAGUUAGGGAACCUGAAAAAACAUAAGAGAAUACACUCUGGAGAGAAGCCUUACCCAUGUUCCCAUUGUGGAAAAUAUUUUAGGUUGUCAGAACACUUAAAAUCACAUGAGAGGACACACACAGGGGAAAAAACACACAGUUGCUCCCAGUGUGGAAAGAGUUUUUCCCAUUUAGGGAACCUAAAAAAACAUAAGAGAAUACACUCUGGAGAGAAGCCUUACCCCUGUUCCCAUUGUGGAAAGAAUUUUAGGUUAUUACAAAACUUAAAAUCACAUGAGAGGACACACACAGGGGAAAAACCACACAAUUGCAUCCAGUGUGGAAAGAGUUUUUCCCAUUUAGGGAACUUGAACAAACAUAAGAAAAUACACUCUGGAGAGAAGCCUUACUGCUGUUCCCAAUGUGGAAAGAAUUUUGCUUUGUCAGAAAGCUUAAAAUCACAUGAGAGGACACACACAGGGGAAAAACCACACAAUUGCUCCCAGUGUGGAAAGAGUUUUUCCCAUUCAGCGACCCUCAAUCAACAUAAGAGAAUACACUCAGGAGAGAAGCCUUACCACUGUUCCCAAUGUGGAAAGAAUUUUGCGUUGUCAGAUAACCUGAAGGAGCACGAGAGGACACACACAGGAGAAAAGCCUUACCAAUGCUCCCAGUGCGGAAAGAGAUUUUCAAGAUCAUCAGACCUUAAAAAGCAUGAGAGGACACACACAGGAGAAAAGCCUUACCACUGCUCCCAGUGUGGAAAGAGUUUUACUGACUUAGAUAGCCUGAACAUACACAAGAUAAUACACUCUAAAGAGAAACCUUACCAUUGUUCCCAGUGUGGAAAGAGUUUUAGCAAGCUAGGGAACCUGAAAAGGCAUGUGGACAUACACACACAGGGGAGGAUAAGCUCACAGUUUGGAAAGAGUUUUAUCUCCAAGCUAAAGGAAGAAGAGGAGGAGGAGGGGGAAGAAGAGGAGGAGGAGGAGGGGGAGGAAGAGGAGGAGACGGAAGAUCUGAUUAACAACAGUAAGUAA
This is a messenger RNA of Coregonus clupeaformis (lake whitefish), 1390 nucleotides long. RefSeq names its product zinc finger protein 883-like. Gene Ontology annotation, molecular function: DNA-binding transcription factor activity; RNA polymerase II cis-regulatory region sequence-specific DNA binding. The transcript has 4 exons. Gene Ontology annotation, biological process: regulation of transcription by RNA polymerase II. The record is from RefSeq and is a predicted model, not a curated record. The coding region runs from base 29 to 1390 and encodes 453 amino acids. Lineage: Eukaryota; Metazoa; Chordata; Actinopteri; Salmoniformes; Salmonidae.